Messenger RNA from Exophiala oligosperma, 1058 nucleotides. RefSeq lists its product as uncharacterized. The record is from RefSeq and is a predicted model, not a curated record. The transcript has a single exon. The coding region runs from base 140 to 721 and encodes 193 amino acids. Lineage: Eukaryota; Fungi; Ascomycota; Eurotiomycetes; Chaetothyriales; Herpotrichiellaceae.
CAUCGCUCCCUAGAGAGAGGUUCAUAAUGACUACUAUCAUUUGGUUGCGAGUAUGCCUUCACUAUUGCUAACCUGUGUAAGCUACCUCGUGUUGCCGAUCACCCUUGCUCGCUGAGGACAGACAUCCCUUUCUAGAUAUAUGUACCAGUCCCUGAUAAUCCCGUGGUCGCAAGAGCCAAAUGAAGCUGAACGACAAUAUCGCGAUGCUGGCCUUGUGAAGACCAAAGGCACAAUGUUCCUGCUUCCUCCCUCCACCGAUGUCUUACGCGAAUCCUUCAAUUCUCCCCCUCGACCCAAAACACGGAUGUCGUCAGGUGCAGUGGCUCUUUGUAAACAUUUCGAGCGCGGAGGUGCAUCUUCUGAGCACGGCCGACAUCAUCCUUUCUGGUCUCUGCCUGCUGGGAGCAACGAGAACAAAACAAAUACUGCGGGUCAGAUAUUGGAAUCCAUGUUGGCGCAGGCGGUCUGGAAAAACGUCAUGCUGCUGCACCACGGAGUGGCUGUGUAUGAAAUCAGAAAUGCCCUGGGGUUCGGUAUGAGGUGGACUUUGGAUCUCGAAGAGAAGCCAUCUACUGUACAGUUCGGCGAGGAAAAGGCCGAUCCGACAGAAGUCCAGGACGACCUGGACAAGGAUUGGAUCAUCAACUGGACCACCUUUCGGGGUUUCUUAGAACCUAUUGCUGGGAUGGAUCAUGAACUGCCCAGGAACGAAACCGGCUAACAGUCCGAGUUCGGAUUGAGUCCGUAGAGGCAGGCUCUCGAGCCUCAAGAUAGAGUCUUCCGGACAGCCGAAAGUCAUGACCGCUAUACCUGGGCCUGUAUUGGCUGACCACAGAGAAUGGUACCUGCAGUAAGGCUCCCAAGACAACAUCGACUUCCUCCGCGUUACUGGCACCUCAAGGUCAUCUUUUACGAGAAUGCCCGGGAUCUCGACCGCCGGAGACCUGGAUGAACGGAUUGCAUGCAGCAGUCUAGAUGCAAGAUUGGCACGUUGACUUACGGAGUGCCGCAACGGAGUCUUAUAAACUUAUAUAUACAUACCUGAACCCGAACUCGCC